AUGCCCAACAAUCGUAACUACGACUUCUUGAUCAAGCUGUUGCUAAUAGGCGACUCCGGCGUCGGAAAGUCCUGCUGUUUGCUGCGCUUCAGCGAGGACUCCUUCACCCCGUCAUUCAUCACCACCAUUGGCAUUGAUUUCAAGAUCCGAACAAUCGAGCUCGAUGGCAAGCGCGUAAAGCUACAGAUCUGGGAUACCGCUGGCCAAGAGCGAUUCCGCACCAUCACCACUGCCUACUACCGCGGUGCCAUGGGAAUUCUGCUGGUCUACGACGUCACCGACGAGCGAUCCUUCAACAAUAUUCGAACCUGGUUCCAGAACGUCGAGCAACACGCUACCGAAGGCGUAAACAAGAUUUUGAUCGGUAACAAGUGCGAUUGGGAAGAUAAGCGAGUUGUAUCAACAGAGCAGGGUCAGGCACUGGCCGACGAACUCGGCAUUCCGUUCCUUGAAGUCUCGGCGAAGAGCAACAUCAACAUCGACAAGGCCUUCUACAGCCUGGCCGCCGAUAUCAAGAAGCGACUCAUCGACAGCUCCAAGAACGAUCAAACGACCGGUACAGGUGUCAACGUGGGCGAGAAGACCGAGGCAAGCGGCAGCAAGUGUUGCUAG
Messenger RNA from Pochonia chlamydosporia 170, 612 nucleotides. Its product is annotated as RAB/GTPase. Gene Ontology annotation, cellular component: plasma membrane; endosome. Bases 1 to 612 code for a protein of 203 amino acids. The record is from RefSeq and is a predicted model, not a curated record. The transcript is spliced from 3 exons. Gene Ontology annotation, molecular function: GTPase activity; GTP binding. Gene Ontology annotation, biological process: protein localization to plasma membrane; protein secretion; regulation of exocytosis. Lineage: Eukaryota; Fungi; Ascomycota; Sordariomycetes; Hypocreales; Clavicipitaceae.